CCUACCCGCGCCUCCGCGGCGCACGCACGGCCGCGAGCGCGCGUGCGCCCCCGCGAGCGUCCCCGGGAGCCGAGCUGGAGCGAGCGCCGGCGCCGGGCGCGCGGGACUGAAAAGGAGGCGGCGGCCGCGGCUGCGAGCGGCAGAUCCAGGCUCCGCGAGCUGACCGGCUCUGCUGCUGGGCGAUUUUUUUGUUUGUUUAAUUUCCAAACCAUUUAUUAAAUUAGAAAAUCUUGCGUUUUUAAAUGGCGCUGGCCCCGGGCCCGCGGGCGGUUUUCUCUGCUUCAGGAUGGGCUUUGCCGCUUCUGUCGUGGGCACCAGUGGUGGCCUGAUUGUCAGCCUUCUCCGGGCAUUUUUAAGGCCAGGAGCUGAGCGCUGCGUGUAGGCGCCCUACAGAGCGGCUUGGCUUUUAAAAUUAUUGUUAUUGUUUUGGGCAGAGAACAGUCGAUCCUCGGGCAUUUCGUCCUCUUUGCAGAAGAGGCUGCGAGUCGGAGGCGGGUCGCUCCGAGGGCGAAUUUCCUCCCGGGGUGCGCGAUCCCCGGCCCCGCGCACAGCCCAGGCGGCCCCGUGUGUGUGUCCUGUCCCCGCCGGCGCCGGGAAAAUGGAGGCUGUGAUAGAGAAGGAAUGCAGCGCGCUCGGAGGCCUCUUCCAGACCAUCAUCAGCGACAUGAAGGGGAGCUAUCCAGUUUGGGAAGAUUUCAUAAACAAAGCCGGAAAGCUGCAGUCCCAGCUUCGGACAACAGUAGUAGCAGCAGCUGCCUUCUUGGAUGCCUUUCAGAAAGUGGCUGACAUGGCCACCAACACACGUGGUGGUACCAGGGAGAUCGGCUCGGCCCUCACCAGGAUGUGCAUGAGGCAUCGGAGCAUAGAGGCCAAGCUGAGGCAGUUUUCCAGUGCUUUAAUCGAUUGUCUGAUAAACCCACUCCAAGAGCAGAUGGAAGAAUGGAAGAAAGUGGCCAACCAGCUGGAUAAAGACCACGCGAAAGAAUAUAAAAAAGCGCGCCAAGAGAUAAAAAAGAAGUCCUCAGAUACACUGAAACUGCAGAAGAAAGCAAAAAAAGUGUCAAUUGUGUAUCCUGCACUUUCUCACCGUGCGCCCCCCCCGCCAGUGGACGCUGUCGGGCGAGGUGACAUCCAGCCCCAGUUGGACAGCGCACUCCAAGAUGUCAAUGAUAAGUAUCUCCUGUUGGAAGAAACGGAAAAGCAGGCAGUCCGGAAGGCUUUGAUUGAAGAACGCGGCCGAUUCUGCACCUUCAUCUCUAUGCUGCGGCCCGUGAUUGAAGAAGAAAUCUCAAUGCUCGGGGAAAUAACUCACCUGCAGACCAUAUCAGAAGAUCUGAAAAGCCUGACCAUGGACCCUCACAAACUGCCCUCCUCAAGUGAACAGGUGAUUUUGGAUUUGAAAGGUUCUGAUUACAGUUGGUCAUACCAGACUCCACCCUCUUCUCCCAGCACCACCAUGUCCCGCAAAUCAAGCGUCUGCAGCAGCCUGAACAGUGUCAACAGCAGCGACUCGCGGUCCAGCGGCUCCCACGGCUCCCACUCGCACUCGCCCAGCUCCCACUACCGCUACCGCGGCUCCAACCUGGCCCAGCAGGCGCCUGUGCGGCUGUCCAGCGUGUCCUCCCACGACUCAGGGUUCAUCUCCCAGGACGCCUUCCAGUCCAAGUCUCCAUCCCCCAUGCCACCGGAGGCCCCCAACCAGAACUCGUCCAGCUCGGCCUCCUCCGAAGCCUCGGAAACCUGCCAGUCAGUGAGCGAGUGCAGCUCGCCCACCUCGGUCAGCUCAGGCUCCACCAUGGGCGCCUGGGCGUCCACGGAGAAGUUGUCUAACGGGUUUUCUCACUAUAGUUUAUCAAGUGAGUCCCAUGUGGGGCCCGCGGGGGCGAGCCUUUUCCCUCAUUGCCUGCCCGCCUCCCGCCUGCUCCCUCGGGUCACCUCUGUCCACCUUCCAGACUACGCACAUUAUUACACCAUUGGGCCCGGCAUGUUCCCGUCAUCUCAGAUCCCUAGCUGGAAGGACUGGGCCAAGCCAGGACCUUACGAUCAGCCUCUGGUGAACACCCUUCAGCGCCGCAAAGAGAAGCGAGAGCCAGACCCCAGCGGGGGAGGCCCCCCUGCAGCAGGAGGCGCGCCUGCCGCCUCCGAGGAGGCUCAGAGGCCGCGGAGCAUGACCGUGUCGGCUGCCACCAGGCCUGGAGAGGAGAUGGAAGCUUGUGAGGAACUGGCCCUGGCCCUGUCUCGGGGCCUCCAGCUUGACACCCAGAGAAGCAGCCGGGACUCGCUUCAGUGCUCCAGCGGCUACAGCACCCAGACCACCACCCCCUGCUGCUCCGAGGACACCAUCCCCUCCCAAGUUUCAGAUUACGAUUAUUUCUCUGUAAGUGGUGACCAGGAGGCAGAUCAGCAGGAGUUUGACAAAUCCUCAACCAUUCCAAGAAACAGUGACAUCAGCCAGUCCUACCGACGAAUGUUCCAAGCCAAGCGCCCGGCCUCGACUGCUGGCCUCCCCACCACCCUCGGACCUGCUAUGGUCACCCCAGGGGUUGCAACCAUCCGACGGACCCCUUCCACCAAGCCUUCUGUCCGCCGGGGGACCAUAGGAGCUGGUCCCAUCCCCAUCAAGACACCCGUGAUCCCUGUCAAGACCCCCACUGUCCCAGACCUCCCUGGGGUGUUGCCAGCCCCUCCGGAUGGGCCCGAGGAGCGGGGUGAGCACAGCCCUGAGUCGCCGUCUGUGGGUGAGGGCCCCCAGGGUGUCACCAGCAUGCCCUCCUCAAUGUGGAGUGGCCAAGCCUCCAUCAACCCUCCUCUUCCAGGCCCGAAGCCGAGCAUCCCCGAGGAGCACAGACAGGCGAUUCCAGAAAGCGAGGCCGAAGACCAGGAAAGGGAUCUCCCAAGUGCCACUGCCUCCCCAGGCCAGAUUCCAGAGAGUGACCCUGCAGACCUGAGCCCGAGGGAUGUCCCGCAAGGAGAAGACAUGCUGAAUGCCAUUCGCAGGGGCGUGAAACUGAAGAAGACCACGACAAACGACCGCUCGGCCCCGCGCUUCUCUUAGGCUCAUAAGAAAUGCUGCCAGUGGGGAAUGAACUGUCUAAUUAAUAAGACCUAAUUUGUCUUGAUCCAUUCCAAUCUAUAAUCAAACAAAUUUUGUAGGCAACUCAGAACACAGCUCUUUUGAAAGUACUCAACACCUUUAGAUAAGAAUUAAAAGCAACAUAUGUAACUGACAUAACCUUGAUCUUUUAAUUUGUAAAUACUGACAGUUUUCUUUCUGCACAUUUUAAUCUUAGUUUCCCUUAUGAUUUUUCUGAAGGUGCCAAAUUCCAUUUAACUUUUUUACAAGUCUUUGUAAAAUUUUAAACGCAUAAGGGGGGGAGGUCGGGCAGGGGAACCACGAAGUAGUAAUUUCAGAAAAAAGGAUAACUAUACUUAGCUUUUUUUUCUCUUUUUUUUUUUUCCUGCAAGCUUUUGUAGAUGCAUUGUAGUAGUCUGGCUUAGAUGCAAAUUCAAGUUAUUUUAACGUACAAACGAAACGGAUAAGGGGUAAAAAGUCCUUAUUCAAAUAUACUAUGUUUGGGAUGAGAAAAGCGGGAGUGAGCUGAUGAGCAGUAUCCGGAGUGAAGGGCCUCUGGAAGUGGUAGACUGUGUUAGCACUGGGGGGAGGGUCGCGGGAGGGGCACACUGUCAACAUAGCCGAUCCUGUUACAUUUAAGAGUAGCCUUGUAGGUUGAACUUCUAGUAGCUUCAUGGUAAAUGCAUCCGAAUAAGCCAUACUGGAUUGCAGUGUUUGUUUUUGUAGGGUGUUUAAGGACUUCCUUUCUCCCACAAUUCCUCCUGACUGCACACAGCACCCACCUCGUCCCGUGCAUGCUGCUGCCACCAGGUAGACAUAGAACCCUCACUUCAGUUACUUGUCUGUUAUACCCACUUUCAUUGAAUCCAGAUACAUCCAAAAGGGUAAGGCAGUUUUAAAAAUGUGAAAACAUUUUAAGAUGAUAGCAGGGAAUUCUUAGAUAUAGCAAAUGCCUUUUACUUAUCUGUGCCCAGCAGGCUGGGCAUGUUGAAAAGCCCAAAUAUUUUGAAAAAACGCGAGCGGAUUUAACAAGGGUAACCAGCUUGGAGUCUAGCAACUUGCCAAUGUGUUUACCAGUCUGGGGGCUUGUUUUUCUUAUCUUCUUUUAAAUAAAUGGCAGUUAAUUGGCUUCAUACUAAACAUCAAAGAGAAGAGGAUUUAUUUCUUGUCGCUGGGAAUCUGACCACUAUACUGUCCCUUUUUUUUGUAUUCUAGGUAAUGUUUUUUGGAAUGGAUUUCUAUCUUUUAAGUGAAACUUAAAUUUGUUAUAAUGCCAUCCCCUAAAGCCAGCAGAGAUUUGUAGAUUUAAAGGGAUCACGUUUGGGUUAUGCAAUGGUGUUUAAAAAAGAAAGCCAGCUCCUUCGGGUCAGAUGAAAGUGCUCAUUUGGGACCCAACCUCUCAAGGAACAGGAGCCUUGGAGGGCCCCACAGACCCUGAAGAUUUCUGUAGGCUCCAGUCUUCAAUUACCAAAUCUUAUGCUUUAAUACAUAACUGCAUUGGAUGUGAAAUGUACCUGUACAGUCACUGUUCUAUAUAUUAACAUUUAACACUGCUGUGAUUGCUCAAGAACAUUUUAUGUUAUGGCUUUAAAGCAAAGGCAUGAUUAUUAGAAACUAUUUAAGCUUUUUCUUUGAAAAACAAGCUCCUUUUACAGAACAUAAGCAACAGCAGUGCCUGUGGUGUGGCCACCAACCUUGAUGAUUAGAAGCAGCUGAUGCGUUGUGCAUAUGAUGCUUGAGAUGGUUUCUGCAAAAGCAGAAAUCACUGUAAGGUAAUGACAAUAGAUAAAAGUGGUAUUUUAAACCUUUGAAAUAAAUGGAUGUAACUGUACCUUGGUACAGCUUUUCACUUGUUUAGUUUUUAAACGUUAGUAUAAUCUGAAUAAAUUUAAUAUAAAAUGUUGCCAAAUUCAAUGUAGAAAGAAUGUGACAAAACACCUUGGGUAGUUCUGUUUGUGUUUUUGCAUAUUGUAAAAGCAGUGUCACAGCUAAAAUAAAGAAAUCGUUUCUAAAGGUAAAUUAUUGUGCUUUAGUUGCUAGUUUGUACUGAGAGUUGACCUCUCCCUGUGCAGUUUUUUGUUCUAAACUUGUAUAAAUAACAAUUGUGUAAUGUGUCUCCCUUUUACCUUGUAACAGUUGCUUCAGCCUACAUUAUAAAUAAAGAACCACUAGAA
This is a messenger RNA of Hippopotamus amphibius kiboko, 5247 nucleotides long. RefSeq names its product MTSS I-BAR domain containing 1 (gene MTSS1). Lineage: Eukaryota; Metazoa; Chordata; Mammalia; Artiodactyla; Hippopotamidae. The transcript is spliced from 16 exons. The record is from RefSeq and is a predicted model, not a curated record. Gene Ontology annotation, biological process: positive regulation of actin filament bundle assembly; adherens junction maintenance; plasma membrane organization. Gene Ontology annotation, molecular function: actin binding; phospholipid binding. Bases 599 to 3055 code for a protein of 818 amino acids. Gene Ontology annotation, cellular component: cytoplasmic side of plasma membrane; actin cytoskeleton.